AUGGUGGCGUUUGUGGUACACACGCUCGCCUUAGUCGCAUCGGUGAUGGUUCUUUAUUGGUCAAUCAGUUACAGAGGUGGAUUUGCAUGGGAGUCUACGAACAAGAACCUCAUCUUUAAUCUUCAUCCUGUUUUGAUGCUCAUCGGCUUAAUAAUUCUGGGAGGCGAAGCAAUUAUAAGUUACAAAUGGCUUCGAAAUGAGAAACAAAAGAAGAAAAAGAUCCACCUUGUCCUCCACGCCAUUGCUCUGAUUCUCGGAAUAUGGGGGAUAUGUGCUGCUUUCAAGAACCAUAACGAGUCACACAUCCCAAAUCUCUAUAGCCUCCAUUCUUGGAUUGGUAUUGGAGUCAUUGUUCUUUAUGCCUUCCAGUGGCAUUAUAGCUUUAUAGUCUUCUUCUUCCCAAGAGGAUCAUCAACUCUUAGAAGCAACUUGCUUCCAUGGCACGCGUUUCUAGGCCUCUUUGUUUAUGUUCUUGCCGUUGGAAACUCGGCUUUAGGGUUUCUUGAGAAACUCACUUUCAUGGAAAAUUCAGGGCUUGACAAAUUUGGAUCAGAAGCGUUUCUAGUCAAUUUCAUGGCUAUUGUCACAAUUCUCUUUGGUACUUUUGUGAUACUCACUGUUUCUGCCAAGCCAGCUGAUCCUUCCUCUGAUGAAUAUAACUAUACCUACUCAGCUAUCUGA
Molecule: messenger RNA, 681 nt
Organism: Camelina sativa (false flax)
Lineage: Eukaryota; Viridiplantae; Streptophyta; Magnoliopsida; Brassicales; Brassicaceae
Product: transmembrane ascorbate ferrireductase 1-like
Molecular function (GO): oxidoreductase activity
Source: RefSeq, a predicted model, not a curated record